Molecule: messenger RNA, 357 nt
Organism: Symbiodinium natans
Lineage: Eukaryota; Dinophyceae; Suessiales; Symbiodiniaceae
Source: the annotation of a GenBank genome assembly
AUGUCUGCAUUUGCUGACUUUGAUUUGGAAGCAGAGGGGUCGGACGGCGCGCGCAAAUGCAUUUCUUGCAAGACUAGCACAGGAAGUACGAUCCGUUGUCCGUUCUGCUUACGCUGGUGGCAUGACAAAUGUGCGCAAGACAUGUUGCGCCGCUGUGCAGAGUCGAGAUUCAUUGACAACUUCACUGCUGUCGAGAGGGAGUUGAUCCGGUCCUUGCAAUUGCACAGAGUGCCGUCUCCGAGCAAUCGCGAUUGGUGGAAGUUGCUGACUGAUAGCGUCAGUUGUGUGUCUAGCAGUGCAGCUUCUUCGUCAGAGCAGUCGGUGACUCAGUGUGCUCGCAGUCUCACGCCUCAUUGA